UACAACUUUCUUCUAACGCAUAUUUGUCGUUAACUAAAAUCAACUGGGGCCAUUUUGUCAUACACGUGUGUGGCGAAAGAACAAAACUUACAGAGGUUUACUACAAUGACUUACAAGCGACGUAAGUACCAUCGUGGUGAAACGCACAUUCGGAAAAAAUAUAAAGGAAAAAGGCGCACUAAAGAUCUGGAUGAAAUUGACAACGAUUUGAAAAACAAUGCAGAAAGCCUUCUAGCCCAAAAAAUCGAUGUUGAAAAAGCUGGCAAUGCCCAAUUCUACUGCAUACAUUGCGCGAGGUAUUUUAUAGAUGAGUUUUCCCUAACUCAACACUAUAGAACCAAAGUUCACAAACGUAGGCUUAAAGCACUAGAGUUAGAGCCAUACACAAUUGAAGAAUCGGAAAGAGCUGCAGGUCUUGGUGGGAAUUACAAGGCACCUGAGAAGAGAAAGAUUGAAACUAUUCUUCCUAAAGUGAUGAGUGAUAAGAUUGAAGUUGAUCAAGAACCUGAUGCCAAAAAAAAGUGCACUACUGCACUAGGAGAAUAA
This is a messenger RNA of Daphnia carinata, 546 nucleotides long. RefSeq names its product zinc finger protein 593 homolog. The record is from RefSeq and is a predicted model, not a curated record. NCBI's taxonomy places the organism in Eukaryota, Metazoa, Arthropoda, Branchiopoda, Diplostraca, Daphniidae. The transcript is spliced from 4 exons. Gene Ontology annotation, molecular function: zinc ion binding; nucleic acid binding. The coding region runs from base 106 to 546 and encodes 146 amino acids.